AUGACAAGUGACACAGCAGUCACGUGGUGCGAGGAGCCCACUCUGCUCCCUCACAGAUCCACAGAGCGAAGAGCUGGAUCACAGACUGUCUGGAGCGGAGAGGGAGAUUACGUUCGGCCGCGGACUAUCCUCCGUUCUGCUGAACCGGUGUCGCGUCGUUCUCCAAGUAUCACGGAUGUUCCCGGCGGAGAUGGCAAGUUGCAUCAGCACAGACUUCCAGCGGUGGGAAUAGCACCAACAGCUAGCACCAGCAGUGGGGCCAAGAUUACAAUGGGAAUCUCCAGGCUUUCCAGCACCAGUCUGGGUUCCUCUGGCUCUGGGUAUGCGGACCUUAUGUAUCGGGAAAGAAGGGAACAAGAAGCGGAACUGUGUCCCAGACUGGGGGGGAGGGAGGGGUCGAACAGCCCAGAUGGCACCUGUGUCAGAUCCACAACUACUUGCAUGCAGCGGCGUCAGAUCGAUGUGCGCAAGUUUUGCUGA
This is a messenger RNA of Knipowitschia caucasica, 480 nucleotides long. NCBI's taxonomy places the organism in Eukaryota, Metazoa, Chordata, Actinopteri, Gobiiformes, Gobiidae. The record is from the annotation of a GenBank genome assembly.